GCCUCCCUGAGUUGCGCCGGCCGCCGCAGAGGCAGGGCCUCCUGCCCAGGAAGCGGGUUUCUGGAGAAGGUCCCGCAGGUGGCAGAACUUGACCUGAGCCGUGAAGGGUAAGACUUUGGGAAAGGCAAGUGGGCAUGACAGGGAAUACUGUGAGUUUGUGUUGUCUCAGAGUGUUCUGCUAAAAUUCAAGAGACUAUUUAUCAACUUGAUAAGUACAAGUACUAGAAAGGCAGUGCCAAAGGUGUGGUUGAUAGCCAUCUCACAAGGGAUAGGACUUGGUCUCCCCACACUUCUGAACCCAUGAAGAAAAGAUGGGAAGCAAAACUGAAGCAAAUUGAAGAGCGAGCAUCCCAUUACGAAAGGAAGCCCUUGUCCUCAGUGUACAGGCCCAGGCUGUCAAAGCCAGAAGAGCCGCCCUCUAUUUGGAAAUUAUUUCCUCGCCAAACUCCGGCUUUUAAUUUUGUUAAAAGCUGCAAAGAGAAUGUUCAUGUAUUUGCUUUGGAAUGCGAAGUGGGCGAUGGACAAUGUAUUUACCUUGUAACAAGCUAUGUUCAGCUUUGGUUUCAUUAUAAAUCCCGAAAACAUCUCUUACACUGCUAUGAAGUCAUUCCUAAAAAUGCUGUUUGCAAGAUCUAUUUUGAUCUGGAAUUUAACAAACUUGCCAAUCCUGGAGCUGAUGGAAAAAAGAUGGUUGCAUUAAUCAUUGAGCAUGUUUGUAAAGCACUUCAAGAGUUAUACAGAGUUAACUGUUCAGCUGAAGAUGUUUUAAACUUAGAUUCCAGCACUGACGAGAAAUUUAGCCGCCAUUUAAUAUUUCAACUCCAUGAUGUGGCAUUUAAAGAAAUUCAUGUCGGUAAUUUUGUGAGAAAGAUUUUGCAGCCUGCUUUUCAUUUGAUUAAUAGUGGAGAUGAUGAAGAUGAUGGUGGGAUUCCAGGGACAACCGGCCAAGCAUUUUCCCAUUUUUCUGAACCACCAAUUAAACAAGGAAUUUCCUUCAGUGAAAUGUCCACAGAUGAGGAGAUAGGAGAAAGCUGCACAUUGACCUCCAAGGCUCUGGAGAGGCUGGGGUCCGCCGAGCGGAGCGGCCCUGACCUUUCCUUCUUAGUGGUGAAGGAUCCUGCGGGGAAAAGGCGUCUUUUUGUAGAUAUAGGAGUUUAUACAAGAAAUAGGAACUUUCGGCUGUAUAAGUCAUCAAAAAAGGGAAAGUCUGUGGUGUUAGAGGUCGCUGAAAAUAACAGAUUCUCUUACACAAAGAAUACUUCUGAAGAGGAACUGUAUUUCCUCUCUUCUUUGGUCAGCAAUGUCAGAUUCUCAGAUAUUUUACGAGUACUUAGAUGUGAUGCAUCCGAGAAUAAACAAAAACAGGCUGGGCAUUUUAAUAGUACCAGCACUUCAGAAAACAUUGAAGGUUUUCAGGGCUCACCCUACCCUGAAAUUGAUCAAGUUGUUCUUUCUUUGGUGAAUAAAAAUGGCAUUAAAGGAGGGAUUCGGCAUUGGAACUACUUUUUUCCAGAAGAAUUAUUGGUUUAUGACAUUUGUAAAUAUCGCUGGUGUGGAAGCAUUGGAAGAGCCCACAAGAGUAAUAAUAUCAUAGAACCAAGAUGGCGGCAUAAGGAACUCAUGAUUUAG
Molecule: messenger RNA, 1629 nt
Organism: Myotis daubentonii (Daubenton's bat)
Lineage: Eukaryota; Metazoa; Chordata; Mammalia; Chiroptera; Vespertilionidae
Product: DNA-directed primase/polymerase protein-like
Source: RefSeq, a predicted model, not a curated record